AUUCUUGGAGGGGCGGGACAAAUCCGAAUAUAACGGGACGUGUUCAUUAUUACUGCUGUGGACUAUAAUAAUCUUAAUAAUAUAACUGAUAGGCAGUGACAUUAUUGUGAUUAUCUAUAUUUGAGGUGCAGAGAGACAAGAGGAUGCUUGACAAAGAGUCGGGAAUACACUAAUUGAGAUGUCUCUGGCCCAGAGGGUGUUGUUGACCUGGGUCUUUACCCUGGUGUUCCUCAUCAUGCUGGUGCUCAAACUGGAUGGGAAGGUGCAAUGGAACUGGUUCCUCAUCUUUCUCCCAGUCUGGGUCUUUGACGGCAUCCUCAUCCUCAUGCUCGCCAUCAAGAUGGCGGGGCGCUGCAAACUUGGCUACGACCUGCGCAACGGCUCGUCGUCCCUGCGCCUACGCACCUGGUACUUGACCGCCAUGCUGCUCAAACUGGGCUUCUGCCUGACGCUGUGCGCCAAGCUGGAGAAGCUGGCCGACGUGAAGCUGACGUUUGUCUGCAUACCGCUGUGGACCAUGCUGCUGGGAGCACUGGUGGAGCUGGGGCUGAAUAUUUGUCCUGAAAGGAGAGAGGCUUGAAGCAGUGUUCUCUCAACACACUUUCUGAGUAAGAGACCUGCCCUAUAAAAGAAGCUGCUAGUUGGUCAAUCAAUCCCCAGAACUUCAAUUCUUUAGUGAAGAGCAGCUGUUUGUUAAUCUACUGUGAAGCCAACACUGAAGAAAAAAAAAAUCUCAUGAUCAGUAUUGUUUGUUUUCUUUUUUUUUAGUAUUUAAAUUGUUUACUUUGUAAUUGUUAUACUUGAGUUACAUGUGCUUUGGCUGCGUUCCUCCACACUUCUUUCAUUCCCCAGCUGGCAAAUUGGGAGUUAGCUUAGCAGCUAGCACUCACCAUCCUGUCAUUUAUCCUCUGGCUGCUCCUGGAUUUCUACAAGCUCCCUUUUCUACUCUAUAAGUAGUAAUGUGUCUCAAACCGUCACUCUCUGUGCAUGCAGAGUAAAUCCAAAUUAAACCCUUUAUACCAGCAGUUUAUUUGUGGUUUGGAUCUCAGCCGAAUUCAUUCUUGCACCACUAAUGUUUAUUUUGUGCCAACAAUUGCUCCAAACACUUUUUUUUCAGUAUAUACAUAUGUUUUUUUGCACUUUAUUUGACAAAAAAAAAAAAGAGAGAAGAAAACAACACUGCUAAGACUGUAUGCAUGUGAUGUAAUUAAUAAAUGUCUGAUUUCUAUGACACUGGGUGUAUUUUUUUGUUGCAGUUCAUAUUCAUACUUAAGAAUUUACAAAUGUUGGAGACUCACUUAUUAGGAGAUAAUAAAGCUGUUGGGGGGGAAAAUCUAAACAAGACAAUCUGAAAUAGCCUGAGGAGGAGGCACACCGCCAGAAGAGUGGCUGCCCUUUAAAGGAAACUUCAGCUCAUCUGACGUGCAGCCAGCACACUGCACUUGCAAAAGUUUGUCCAAUAUUAAACAACACUUAACUCGACAGAGGGAUAAUAACAGCAGCAGGAAAUGAUUCUCAGCAGGAAACUAAGUAGGGAGAAAAUUUAGUUUUGAAGGGAACUUGAGCCAAAGCAAACCAGCACUGAAUUAUGUAGCCACAGCUUUAGAGUGUGUGUGUGUGUGUUGUCUGCCUGAAUUAUAGUGGUGGUCUUCGUGACGCAGACUGCAGGCAGCGAGUGGUUGCAUAACAGCUGUAAAGAAUGUACAGGCAGG
Messenger RNA from Gambusia affinis (western mosquitofish), 1712 nucleotides. RefSeq names its product transmembrane protein 60-like. The record is from RefSeq and is a predicted model, not a curated record. The transcript is spliced from 3 exons. Bases 179 to 580 code for a protein of 133 amino acids. NCBI's taxonomy places the organism in Eukaryota, Metazoa, Chordata, Actinopteri, Cyprinodontiformes, Poeciliidae.